Molecule: messenger RNA, 2539 nt
Organism: Rubroshorea leprosula
Lineage: Eukaryota; Viridiplantae; Streptophyta; Magnoliopsida; Malvales; Dipterocarpaceae
Source: the annotation of a GenBank genome assembly
ACCCAAAUUCUCUCUCAACCGAUAAUUGGAUCCGAACCCUUAUCAGAAACCCAACCCUAAACCCACCGAAUCACCCGAUCGGAUUCCGUCAUCGGAGCUCUUCUGCAAAAUCUAGACUUUGGUUCUCUGAAGCCUAUGCAAUGGAAGUCUUGAAUGAAUCAACUACGAAGAAGCCAAAGAGGCUGACUUCUGUUGUAUGGGAGCACUUUGAAAAGGUCAGAAAGGCUGACAUAUGGUAUGCCAUAUGUGUGCACUGUCACAAGAAACUCAGUGGAUCAAGUAAUAGUGGAACUACUCAUCUGAGAAAUCACUUGUUGCGCUGCUUGAAGAAAUCUGAAUCUGGCUAUGAUGUUUCUCAACUACUCACAGCAAAGAAAAGGAAAAAGGAGAACACUUUGAGCAUUGAAAAUAUUAGUUUUGAUGAAGGGCGAAAAAAAGAUGAGUAUAUUAAGCCUGCAAUUAUAAAUUAUGAGCCUGAGCCAAGGAAAGAUGAAGUUUUCAACCUUGGAAAUGGUAGAUUCGAUCAAGAGAGAAGUCAGCAAGAUCUUGUUCGCAUGAUUAUAUUACAUGGUUACCCCUUGGCCAUGGUUGAUCAUGUAGGAUUCAAAGUAUUUGUUAAGAAUCUCCAGCCUUUAUUUGAUGUUGUGCCAAAUAGUACUGUUGAGUUUUCUUGUAUGGAGAUUUAUGAAAAGGAGAAGAUAAAGGUAUAUGAGAUGUUAAGUAAAUUGCAUGGGAGAAUUAACCUUGCUGUUGAAAUGUGGUCUUCACCUGAAAAUGCUGAGCACUUGUGUUUUACUGCACACUAUAUUGAUGAUGAUUGGAAACUACAAAAGAAGAUCCUGAAUUUUGUGACCCUUGAUUCUUCGCAUACUGAAGACAUGCUUUCAGAAGUGAUUAUUAAGUGUCUGAUGGAGUGGGAUAUAGAAUGUAAAUUGUUUGCCAUGACAUUUGAUGAGUGCUCCAUAGAUGAUGACAUUGUCCUUAGAAUAAAAGACCGCAUUUCUCAGAACAGGCCUCGUUUGAGUAAUGGUCAACUGCUAGACGUGCGCUCAUCUGCUCAUGUUCUUAAUUCAAUUGUUCAAGAUGCCAUGGAAGCUCUGAAAGUGGUGAUCCAAAAGAUUAGAGGAAGUAUCAGAUAUGUUAAGAGUUCACAAUCAAUACAAGGGAAGUUUAAUGAGAUUGCCCAGCAGGCUGGACUCAAUAGUCAGAAGAUUCUAGCUCUUGAUUGUCCACUCCGAUGGAAUACAACAUUUUUCAUGCUUGAGACAGCUUUAGAAUACAGGAGUAUAUUUUAUCAGUUACCUGAGCUUGAUCCUGAAUUGGUUAUGAGCAAUGAAGAGUGGGAAUGGGUGAGUUCCAUUACUCGCUAUUUGAAACUUUUUGUUGAAAUUAUCAAUGUCUUUUCGAGCAACAGGUCUCCAACUGCUAACAUAUAUUUUGCUGAGAUUUGUGAUGUUCACAUCCAAUUGAUUGAAUGGUGCAAAACGCCAGAUAAUUUUCUUAGUUCUGUGGCUGCAAAGAUGAAAACUAAGUUUGACAAAUAUUGGAGCAAGUGCAGUUUGGCUUUGGCAGUUGCAGCUAUCUUGGAUCCCCGAUUCAAGAUGAAGUUGGUGGAGUAUUAUUUUUCCCAGAUUUAUGGGAGUACUGCCCUUGACCGAAUCAAAGAAGUUUCUGACGGACUCAAGGAACUUUUUAAUGCAUACUCAAUUUGUUCAACUUUGAUUGAUCAGGGUUCAGCCUUACCUGGAAGCAGCUUACCCAGUACCAGUAGUGAUGGUAGAGAUAGACUAAAGGGCUUCGACAAAUUCCUCCAUGAGACUUCACAAAGCCAAAGUUCAAUAUCGGACCUGGAAAAAUACUUAGAGGAGCCAGUCUUUCCUCGUAAUUGUGAUUUCAACAUAUUGAAUUGGUGGAGAGUUCACACACCAAGGUAUCCUAUCUUGUCCAUGAUGGCACGAGAUGUUCUUGGAACUCCCAUGUCAACCCUUGCACAAGAGUCAGCAUUUAAUGCUGGAGGUAGAGUGCUUGACAGUUGUAGAAGUUUUCUAAACCCAGUUACUCAACAGGCUUUGAUGUGUGCUCAAGAUUGGCUGCGAAUACAACCAGAUGACCUCAACCCAUCUUCAAGUCAUCAUCCUUUAUCUGUUAGUGUUGAAGCAAACUAAUUUGUCCAUAUGGACCUGAGUCAGCUGAUGCAAAGAUGUUGAUUAUCAUCUUCAAUAAGGUCUUGCUAUCUAAUUGGUGCUAGUGAGGUGCUAGUGAUAGUAGAUGAACCGCUAUUUUCAUGUAUAUAUUUCAUUGUGGAUCACUUGCUAAUUCUUUACGCUUUAAGCCUAAGCGUAUGUUUAUGGUGUGACGGUUAUUGAAGUUAACAACAGGAUGGCAUAUAAUGCUCUUUACCAGCAUGAUGGAGUUCAUGUGGAAGAAAUUUCGUAUUUAUUUACUUUUAGUUAGGUUGUGCAUGGUGGAAGAGAAAAGUUGGUAAGCCAAGAUUUUUCUACAGUUCUAAUUUAUGAAAUAUUAAAGUGCCCAAAUUUUA